Molecule: messenger RNA, 1771 nt
Organism: Olea europaea var. sylvestris
Lineage: Eukaryota; Viridiplantae; Streptophyta; Magnoliopsida; Lamiales; Oleaceae
Product: probable protein S-acyltransferase 7
Exons: 5
Coding region: 182-1516 (444 amino acids)
Biological process (GO): protein targeting to membrane; peptidyl-L-cysteine S-palmitoylation
Cellular component (GO): endoplasmic reticulum; Golgi apparatus
Molecular function (GO): protein-cysteine S-palmitoyltransferase activity
Source: RefSeq, a predicted model, not a curated record
UUUUCUCUUGGCCUCUCAUUUCUCGAAGACGCCCUUCUCUCUUUCUCUCUCUCAUGGCUCUUCUGCUGUAGCCGUCGCCAAAAUAAUACUCAAAUUAACUUGCUUGAGUACAGACUACUCAUUGCAUCGACUCGACUUCCUAUAGUAGGGUUUCUAUUAAAGAUUUCAACUUAACAGAGAGAUGCAUGUGGUUACGCCUCCUACGCAGCGCACCGAUCCGUUAUCCGGAUCCACAAACGGGUCUGGUGAUCUCCGAAUUUACCAGACUUGGAAAGGAAGCAACAAAUUUUUUCUCCAGGGAAGGUUUAUAUUUGGGCCGGAUGUGAGGUCACUAGCGCUCAGUAUUUUCCUAAUUGUGGCUCCUGUCGCUGUGUUUUGUGUAUUUGUUGCUAGAAAGCUGGUGGAUGAUUUUUCGCAUCACUGGGGAAUAUCAAUAAUGGUUAUUGCUGUUGUUUUCACGUUUUACGAUUUAAUACUUCUCCUGCUAACUUCCGGAAGAGAUCCGGGUAUAAUUCCUCGUAAUGCACAUCCCCCAGAACCUGAAGGCUAUGAAGGGAAUGCAGAAGGUGCACAAACCCCCCAGUUACGUUUGCCACGAAUUAAGGAAGUUGAUGUGAAUGGGAUUACUGUGAAGAUUAAGUACUGCGACACCUGCAUGCUUUACAGACCUCCCCGCUGCUCCCACUGUUCAAUAUGCAAUAACUGUGUUGAGAGAUUUGAUCAUCACUGCCCUUGGGUUGGUCAGUGCAUUGGACUGAGGAAUUACCGGUUCUUCUUCAUGUUUGUGUUCUCGACGACUCUACUUUGUAUAUAUAUUUUUGGUUUCUGCUGGGUUUACAUUAAAAGGAUCAUGGAUUAUGAGGAGACAUCAAUAUGGAAAGCACUGAUCAAGACCCCUGCUUCCAUCGUACUAGUUGUCUACACCUUUAUAUCAGUUUGGUUUGUUGGUGGUCUCACUGCAUUUCAUCUGUAUCUCAUCAGUACAAAUCAGACGACAUAUGAGAACUUCAGAUAUAGAUAUGAUCGGCGUGCCAAUCCCUAUAACAAAGGAGUUAUUGAGAACUUCAAGGAGGUACUAUGCAGCCCUAAUCCUCCAUCUAAGAACAAGUUUAGGGCAAAGGUCCCCGCGGAAUCUGAUGUACCUGCCCGAACUGUCAGCGGGGGUUUCGUUAGUCCGAAUAUGGGGAAAGCUGCAGAUGAGAUUGAGAUGGGAAGGAAGGCAGUUUGGGGAGAUGUUGGUCCAGUGUUAGAUCAUCAUGAAGGGCGAUUUUCUGACAAUGAGGGCUUAAACAGCAAAGAUGGUGGGUUAGGUGAAAUGUCGCCAGAGAUAAGGACUACAGUAGAUGAGGGUGAUCGUGCUGGAAUACAUACUAGGCCAUCCAGUUGGAGAAGGAAAAGUGGAAGCUGGGAAAUGUCACCUGAGGUUCUGGCUUUGGCAUCUAGAAUGGGUGAACCAAACCGAACAGGUGGCGGUGGGAGCAGCAGCAUCUCUCGACCAUCAGAACCAAAAUUGUAACAAACGGUCUAGUUUUAUAUUCUGAAGAAUCCUUUUGUUGGUGUUGGCAUGAUGUUAAAGUCUGAUUUGUGAUGAUUAAACUUAUAGGGUGUUGUGCAAAUGCAGUAUGAGGGAUUUGCUUUGACGAUGUUUGAAGUGUUAAGAAGAAACAUUUGGGUGCUAUAUGGGGGUUGCUUUGUUAUUUCUUCAUAUUCUGCGUUGUAUGUUGGAAUUAGUUAGUGUUGAAAUAGUGGAUCCAAUGGGUUAAUUAAUUAC